GUCUUCUUGGAGGUGCAGAUGAUACUGUCGGUGAGCGUCUCGCCGGCGCGGGUGACGGUAAACCGCGGCGGCACGUUCCGCCUCACCUGCACGGCGCCCCGACCCGCCUCUCUGCUCUGGCUGCGGGACGGGGCACGCAUCGACACCGGCCGCCACCUCUCAGUCGCGCAAGAAAUGACAAGUGACCUGCAGGUGUCCCGGCUGGAGGGGGCUGACAUGAAACAGUCGGCGCAGGGCAUGUACCAGUGCUUCGCCUCCAGCAAGUUUGACUCAGUUCAGGCCGCCGUCCAGGUGCUCCUCGGAGACUCGCAUCCCGUUCUGCUGGAGAAGUUCAUCAACCACACGGUGCCGCCGUUCGCCGCCAUUUCCCUCCGAUGCGUCGCGAACGCCUCGCCAACGCCGCAGAUCAGCUGGCUUCUGGACGGCUACCCGCUGAGCCCCGACCACAGGCGGCUCAUCGGCCAGUACGUCAGCGCCAACAAUGACGUCAUCAGUCACGUGAACAUCAGCUCGGCAAUGCCGGUGGAUGGUGGAUGGAUCACGUGUCGCGCCGCCAACCGAUUCGGAGCUGUCCAGCACGCGGCCCGCCUUAACAUCUACGGUGCGUGA
Messenger RNA from Pollicipes pollicipes, 609 nucleotides. RefSeq names its product Down syndrome cell adhesion molecule-like protein Dscam2. Gene Ontology annotation, molecular function: cell-cell adhesion mediator activity. Gene Ontology annotation, biological process: homophilic cell-cell adhesion; dendrite self-avoidance; central nervous system development. The transcript is spliced from 5 exons. Bases 19 to 609 code for a protein of 196 amino acids. NCBI's taxonomy places the organism in Eukaryota, Metazoa, Arthropoda, Thecostraca, Pollicipedomorpha, Pollicipedidae. Gene Ontology annotation, cellular component: plasma membrane; axon. The record is from RefSeq and is a predicted model, not a curated record.